GCCUGCGUAAACAUUACUAUGAGCUGCUCUGUUAUCUCCAAGGUCUUUCUUAGCCUUAUCAGAUAAUUGUCCUGCCGUCCUGCCCGACAUUUGGAUUUACAACAACGAGAAUGAAAUAUUGGAAGCAAAGGAAUGGAGUUCGUGGAGGCGCCUAACUGCCAGCUGACAUUUGGCGCCAAAAUGACCUUCAAAUAGAACAGUUGACCUUCAUCGCGAGAUGGCAGCCUGCUUAUGGCUGCUGGCAGCUCUCACAAUGGCAGUCGCCGCAUCGGACUCCAUCCUGGACAUCAUCGACACCGAGGAGGUAAAGCGGCUGAUUGCCCAGAGGAAGACAAACCAUUCCAGGGAUCCGGGGCUGGAGCGGAAUAAGCUGGAGGAUGAAGAAGAGGAUGACUACCCAGAACCACGACUCAGGAAAAACCUAACUGAAGAGUUGCAGGAGAUAUCGCGACAAGGACAGAAGCUGUUGCAGUCCAGCAAGAGUGCUCUGCUAGUCACUAAGAAAGAGUACCUCAAGAAAGACUGGUGCAAGACAGAGCCUCUGAUUCAAGUGAUUCGUGAGGAGGGUUGCUCUUCUGUCACCAUCCUCAACCGUUUCUGCUACGGACAGUGUAACUCCUUCUACAUACCCAAGAGUCCUCGCCGAAAGGGAAAGGCAGUCAAGAUUGACUCUGAUGGAUCGUCUUUCAAGUCUUGCGCCUUCUGCAAGCCGAAGCAGAUGUCCUGGAUGACCGUGACCUUGAGGUGCCGCAAGAAGAAGAAGCCCAGUUUGCGUCGCAAGAGAGUCCUGAGGGUGAAGCAGUGCAAAUGUAUUACCCAGAUCCUGGAUUAGAUCAUGGAGUAUCAGGCAUAUAAUUGUUGGCGGUAUUUUUGUGACACCCUGUAUGGUCAAAUCAACCGAAUACACCCAUACAAUAUUGGGGAGGAGAAGGGAGUAAGGCCUGGAGGGUUGUAGUCAGGUUAUAUUCCAGAUAAAAGUAUGAAUAGCUUGUUACAUUGAAGUCAUGAAGUUUUAAAUUUCUCUACAUAUUAUACGUAUUAUUAAAUAUAGAGGUCUAUUUUAUCAAUUAAAUAUUUUAUUUUGUUUUUGUUUUAUCAGGCCAAUUCUCUUGUCUGGUUUGAUAAGUAUAAUUUAUGAAUUGAAAGAAUUUUUAUUUACUGUUAUUUGACUAAUGUUUACACAGUUUCUACAUUUAUUUAUUUAGCUAUUUAAAAUUUAAGGUAAGGUAUUUUAUUACCGGUCUCAUAAUAUAUAAUAAGAUAAGUCAUUAUUUGUAAAUGUUUGUUUGUACUCCUGCUGAGAUAUAUUUGUGAUUCUUUUCAUCACAAAACGAGGUGUAAUUUAUAAAGAAACAAUAUUAGUUUGUUUUCAAUAACUUCGUUUUUCUAUAAUCUGUUCCAGAUGAAUAUUAAAACUAUUUACGUUUUUUCUAAAGGACUACGGUGCACAAAAAGCAGACUAAAAUAGAAUAACAAUAGACAUACUCCUAAGUCAUCAAGCCAAUAUAUAACGCUGCUAAUCGUAUUAGAUUACACGUUGUUAUAGACGAUGGAAGAUUUGAAAGGAUAACAGGAUUUCGGACAUUUGCCAUCGUUAUAAUAUUAUUACGUGUAUAACUAAGUAGGUGUUAUACAUAAAACGUAUG
Homalodisca vitripennis (glassy-winged sharpshooter) is the source of this 1646-nucleotide messenger RNA. Its product is annotated as gremlin-1-like. NCBI's taxonomy places the organism in Eukaryota, Metazoa, Arthropoda, Insecta, Hemiptera, Cicadellidae. Gene Ontology annotation, molecular function: receptor ligand activity; BMP binding. The record is from RefSeq and is a predicted model, not a curated record. Gene Ontology annotation, biological process: animal organ morphogenesis. The coding region runs from base 218 to 832 and encodes 204 amino acids. The transcript has 5 exons.